Patiria miniata (bat star) is the source of this 2420-nucleotide messenger RNA. RefSeq names its product phospholipase B1, membrane-associated-like. Bases 214 to 1608 code for a protein of 464 amino acids. Lineage: Eukaryota; Metazoa; Echinodermata; Asteroidea; Valvatida; Asterinidae. Gene Ontology annotation, molecular function: A2-type glycerophospholipase activity; phosphatidylcholine lysophospholipase A1 activity; retinyl-palmitate esterase activity. The record is from RefSeq and is a predicted model, not a curated record. The transcript has 14 exons. Gene Ontology annotation, biological process: phospholipid metabolic process. Gene Ontology annotation, cellular component: brush border membrane.
GCUACUAGCAGUUGCUCGCAAUGAGGAUGCCAAUUGUACAAAACAUGGACUGUAUGCAAUACUGAUCUCAACCAUAGACUUGGUAGCCUACAUGUAUUUAUAAUAUCAAACUCUGUGAUCAUAACCAACUAAAAUUACUUCACAUCUGUUUAUAUAUGUAUUUUCCUUCGCUGAUGAUUUAUGUAUCGGAUCGCUAAUUACGUGUAGCUCAUCAUGUCUUUAUCAAAAGACCUAGGAAGGUUGUCCUUUUUGCUUUCCGCGUUGAUAUUCCUGCUCGCUGUAGAGGUAGAUGUCUUCGGAAUUGCUCAAGAUUUUGAGUAUGACUACGAUGGCGUUAUUGCCGAUGACUACAGUGACUGGAACAGAACCAUCCGGGAUCUCAUCACUUUACUGCCGGGAUAUAACUGCACGGGGGAUCCAACAUGGCCGUAUGGCGUGGAGCAGAUUUUCCCCUGUCAAAUUCUUCCUCCGUCGGAAUCACCUCCUAACUCCGUGCACAUGUUACGCCCUGCAGAUAUCAAUGUGAUUGGAGCCAUCGGGGACUCACUGACGGCAGCAAAUGGCGGAGGAGCCUGUUCACUGCCACAGCUACUGUUCCAAUACCGAGGGAAAUCGUUCAGCCAUGGUGGGGACGAGAGUUACGAAACAGUGCCGACACUUGCUAAUAUUCUUCGGAAAUACAACCCAAAUUUAAAAGGCUACGGCGUGGGGACAGGGACGUGGUCUACAGACAAUGCAGGGAUGAACGUAGCCGUUCCUGGAUCAGUGGCAUAUGAAAUUCAGGAGCAGGCUGAACGCUUAGUGCAGAAGAUGAAGGAUGACGCCAGCAUCGACUAUGAGAAAGACUGGAAGUUGGUGACCAUCUUCAUCGGAGGCAAUGACCUAUGUGAAGUGUGCAAGGAUAAGACCUUGUACUCUCCCGGGGCAUAUGUCAACAACGUGCAGAGGGCUAUUCAGGUCCUGCACAAUAAGAUGCCCCGCACCUUUGUCAAUGUUAUAGGCAUCCUCGACCUCCGACAAAUCAAUGAAUUCAGGGGAUUCGUGUGUAAAGCAAGUCACAUAGGGUUUUGCCCAUGUGUUGCAGCUGUCCGUGAUGAUGAAUUGGAAAAAGAAUGGACACCAACGCUGCUGCAGUACCAGAGUCAAUUGGAGGCGUUGGUUACCAGCGGGACAUUCGAUGAUAAAGAAGACUUCACUGUCGUCUACCAGCCAUUCCUGCACGAGUCGAAAAUUCCAAUGAUCGGGGGUGCCGGUGAUCUUUCGUAUAUGGCACCAGACUGUUUUCACUUUAGCGCUAAGGGCCACGCUGAGACGGGCAAGUCCUUGUGGAACAAUAUGGUACAGCCAGUGGGCAGUAAGGCGACAGCAUGGGUAUUAGACGGACCAUUCACUUGCCCAACCAAGGAAUCGCCGUUUCUCUACACCAACGUAAACAGCAGGAAGGGCGCGUCAUCAACCAAACGACCGGUGACGGAGAAGAAAGGCGGUGCAGUCACUGCGGACACUGCAGACGACGGGCCUGGCGGGGAUGCUUCAGUAUUCAGCCCUGCUCAUCAGUUGGCACUCCUCGUGAUCGGUGCCUUCGUCAGCAUGUUCAACUUGUGUUAGUGUUUAUUUUAUGGCCUCCUUGCAAAACUACGGCAACUUCUAGUCUGACUAUCACCUGCUCUCACCAUAGCUGCUCUGAACGAAAGUCUGAUAUAGGUGCGCAUGCCAUACUCAACCCGUGCGCGCCAUUCAAUCGGAGCUUUCGUGAGUUAAUAACAUGCAAGAAACUGACUGUUCCCUGUUGAUUGGUCGAUAGCUAUCAGCUGUGAGCGUGUUUGUUGGUUGGCAUUCAGAAUUUCAAAAUUCAGGAAUAAAAAGUCUAAUAAAAAAUAAACAGCGUAACUGCAAUGAUCUCUUUCGAUUUGCAUGUACAUGUACAUGUAUAUCAUUCAUAUACACUGUCCAUCGAUCGUGUAUGUAUUUUCUUGAAAACAAUUACUUGGAAGUAGAUUUAAUUAUUAUUUGAUUUCCCAUCCUUCGUUUGUAAAUAUAAAGAAAUGUUUUGAUAAUUAUGGUUUGUUUAGUCGUGAAUGGGAACAGGGUAAAAAAAGUUAUACAUGUAUGUAUUAAAGGCUAGCGUACUUCAAAAUGGUUUGUAUCAUAUUGUGGUUUGCAGAUGAUCCUCCAUUGACACCUUUGCUAAACCAUGGGGCAAGACCAACUAAAUACUGAUGACCUUGCUAUUAUGUAUUGAUGACAUUACUGUUGGAGAAUAUUUAACAUGUUUUUUAUGUAUUUUAUGUUUUCAAUCAUCCUGCAAAAUUUUACAGUGCGUAUUUAUAAUUAUCAGAUCAAAGGCAUCUUGAAUUUGGAAUGAAGAAAUUAUUCUUCAAUAAAAACAAAAAUCCCCCGGAGAUCUAUGUUCUUUAAAU